Molecule: messenger RNA, 2144 nt
Organism: Erigeron canadensis
Lineage: Eukaryota; Viridiplantae; Streptophyta; Magnoliopsida; Asterales; Asteraceae
Product: glucomannan 4-beta-mannosyltransferase 9-like
Exons: 9
Coding region: 134-1747 (537 amino acids)
Cellular component (GO): Golgi apparatus
Molecular function (GO): mannan synthase activity
Source: RefSeq, a predicted model, not a curated record
UCUCAUUGUGGUCAUUAUUGGUGACCAUUCAACUUUUCACUUAUCUAUUUUCUCUGUUUUCAGACCUCUUUUUCCUUUUCUUCUUCUUUUGGUUGCAUAAUUCUUCAACAACAAUAAAAAAAAACAUAGCAAAAUGGAUGAAGUCUCGAUAUUCGAACUCGUUCUUGACUCGUUAUCGAGUUCUCGUAACGACAUUGUAGAUAAAAUCACAAUGGUGUGGACCCUAUUGAAAGCGCCAGUAGUGGUGCCAUUGUUGACAAUUGCAAUGUACAUAUGUUUAGGAAUGUCAAUAAUGUUGUUCAUAGAAAGAGUGUAUAUGGGAAUUGUGUGUGGUUUUAUGAAAUUGUUUAGAAAAGAGACAAAAAAACGUUACAAAUUCGAACCAUUUGAAGAAGGUGAUGAUGUUGAAUUGGGUAAUUCAGCUUACCCUCUAGUUCUUAUUCAAGUUCCAAUGUUUAAUGAAAAAGAGGUUUAUCAACUUUCAAUUGGAGCUGCAUGUGGGCUAACAUGGCCAUCUGAUCGUAUCGUGAUACAAGUUCUUGAUGAUUCUACUGAUCCAAUUAUCAAGGGUAUGGUGGAGGUAGAGUGUCAAAAAUGGGCUAGUAAAGGUACAAACAUACAUUACCAAGUUAGAGACAAUCGAAAGGGCUACAAAUCUGGUGCACUUAAAGAAGGUCUAAAGCAUAGUUAUGCAAGCGAGUGUGAGUAUGUGGCUAUUUUCGAUGCUGAUUUUCAACCCGAACCCGAUUUUCUCUUGAAAACUAUCCCUUUUCUUCAUCAUAACUCUGAUCUUGGCCUUGUUCAAGCUCGUUGGAAAUUUGUGAACGCUGAUGAAUGCUUAAUGACAAGAAUGCAAGAGAUGUCACUUGACUACCAUUUCAAAGUGGAGCAAGAAGCUGGUUCUUCUACAUAUGCCUUUUUUGGCUUCAAUGGGACUGCCGGGGUUUGGAGAAUGGCAGCGAUAGAUCAGGCCGGUGGAUGGAAAGACCGCACAACCGUUGAAGAUAUGGACUUGGCAGUCCGGGCUAGUCUUAAAGGAUGGAAAUUCUUGUACAUUGGUUCACUUAAGGUCAAAAAUGAAUUACCAAGUAACUUUAAAGCCUAUCGGUACCAACAACAUCGUUGGUCUUGUGGUCCAGCAAACCUUUUUAGGAAAAUGGUUUUAGAGAUCAUAAGAAAUAAGAGAGUGACAUUGUGGAAGAAGCUAUAUGUGAUCUACAGUUUCUUCUUUGUGAGGAAGAUCGUAGCGCAUAUUGUUACAUUCAUUUUGUAUUGCGCCGUACUUCCUCUAGCUAUAUUGGUACCAGAAGUUCCGGUUCCUAAGUGGGGUGUAGUUUAUAUCCCGGUUAUCAUCACUCUUCUAAAUGCAGUCGGUACUCCAAGGUCUUUCCAUUUGGUUAUAAUUUGGAUUCUGUUUGAGAAUGUCAUGGCUCUCCAUCGGACUAAGGGUACUUUUGUUGGACUUUUCGAGACUAAAAGAGUAAACGAAUGGGUCGUCACAGAGAAGUCUGGCGGAGAUGCUUCCAAAGUCAAAGGAUCAACACCAAAACCAGUCAGUAGACCGCGCUUCAAAAUUGGGGAAAGGAUUCUUAUGCUCGAGCUAGGCAUCGGCGUUUUCCUUCUUAUAUGUGGCUCCCUUGAUUUAGCGUUUGGAAAGUACCGCUACUACAUUUACCUGUAUCUACAAGCCAUAGCCUUCUUAGUAAUGGGACUCGGUUAUGUUGGCACGCAUGUUCCUAGCUCGUAGACAACGUUCAUGAUCAUCGCUUUGCCAUUUCGCAUUUUUGAUCGUCACUAGUGCACAUUUCGUCAUUAGCUAGACCAUGCAACAUUUUUUGUAUAUAAGAAAGAACAAAAACCAAAUUCAUUUCAGGUAUUCUUAUUCUUAGUAUAGUCGAAACUCAUAAGGUUAAAUACCACGGUCGAUCUUCUCGAAUCAUAAAGGUUCUUUUGUGUAUCAAAAAGAAAAUUCAUAAUGUGUUUGAUACGUACGCUCUUGCGAGAAAAGAGUACAACGAACACAAAGAAAGAAGAAAAAGUUAGACUAAAUUGUUGUAAUUUAAAUUCAGGUUGUAAUGCAUUAUAUGUAAUUCUUCAUUAAAUGUAAUUCUUCAUUAAAUAAAUAAAUAAAUAAAUAGUGAAAA